Messenger RNA from Cotesia glomerata, 717 nucleotides. RefSeq names its product cytochrome c oxidase subunit 6B1-like. The record is from RefSeq and is a predicted model, not a curated record. Gene Ontology annotation, cellular component: mitochondrion; respiratory chain complex IV. The coding region runs from base 145 to 489 and encodes 114 amino acids. Lineage: Eukaryota; Metazoa; Arthropoda; Insecta; Hymenoptera; Braconidae. The transcript is spliced from 2 exons.
UCAUGGAGUACUUCUAUAUACUUGUAUUAUUAUUAUUUUAAAACUUAUAUGAGUCAAUCAAAAAAUUCCUGCUUCCUUGAAAAAUUUAUUUAAAAUACGACAAAAAAUAAUUAUUAUAAUUACACAUUUCUGAAUUAAUACCAAAUGUCAAAUUCAUCUAAUAAAACUUCAACAGAUCCCGAUGAAAAAGAAGACAAAGUUAAGAAAAAAAUUAUUAAAUUCAGACCAACUCCUGGUCAUGAUCCAAGGUUCCAACAAACAAAUCAAUCACUUAGAUGCUACGUAAUGUAUACAGAUUUUUAUCGAUGUGAAAAAAUUCUUGGAGAAAAUGAAAAAGCUUGUCAAUGGUUUAAAGAUACUUUCCAAGCUUUGUGUCCAAAAGCUUGGAUUGAACAGUGGGACAGUCUUAGAGCGCUAAAUCCUCCCAAAUUUCAUUGGCAUAAAGAAAGAACUCAAGGAAAAUUUCCAGGAAGGUCUUAUGCGAAUUAAUAAAUAUUAAAUUAAUUCCUUACUAAAAUCUAAAUAAAUAAAUAAAUAAACAUAUUUUAAAAAAAAAAUAUUCAACUUUAUUACACACAGGUACAGAACGUGUAUUUAUAUGAGGUAUAUAUGUCUGAUAUUAACACUAUUCAAAAACACUAUUUCUUUCCAACGAGUUUAAUUAAGUUGAUAUUUAUCAAUAUAAUUUUUAGUCAUUUUUUUUAUCUUGAAAAAUUU